UGACACUUUUUAAUGUAUAGUUUUAAACUGUACAUACAUUUAUGCAUUUUAAACAAUAGCACUACAUCUGGUGAGAUCAUUCAUACAUGUAAAGAUAUUACUUUUAAUGCCAUAGGUUUAGAAAAAAGGGAAGCGUCAACUUGAUGCCUCCACCCCACCCUUACAGUAUAUAUUACACUGUUUCCUCAGUCAGAUCUCAUCUUCAUCAUGAUCAUCAUCAUCUCUCUGCUCCUGUUGGGCUCUCUGCUGCCAAACCUGAGCUUCACUUUGUCAAGGUGUGUAUAGUGAAUGGCACUAAAGCAACACCUCACUCCAGACCUUACAUGGUUUCUGUUCAGAAGAAUAUGACACAUUUUUGUGGAGGAUUCCUCAUUUCUGAUCAGCUUGUUAUGACUGCUGCAAUCUGCAGAGAUGACAGCGAGAUUCUGACAGUUGUGGCAGGUGUACUUGACUUAGAAAGCAGACAGGAAAACCAUGUCCGCAUUAAUGUUAGAAACUAUACCAAGCAUCCACAAUACAAGACCAAUAGUAACGCACCUUUCAUGGCCGACCUGAUGAUUCUGGAGCUGGAUGAAAAAGUCCAGCUAAACGACAACAUCAAGACGAUUCCCAUACCAAAAACACCUGAGGAGAUCAGUGUGGGCACUGAUUGCAGUGUUGCAGGCUGGGGAAGAAUAACUAAUAGAGGUCCUUUAAGUCCAACCCUCAGAGAGGCAAACGUGAAGAUUAUGAAUAACAGAGUCUGUGCUGAUCGAUGGGGACAGGAUUAUGUAGCUUCACAGAUGAUGUGUGUAUAUGGCAGUGGAGGAUCGUGUUACGGGGAUGGAGGAGGUCCUUUGGUUUGUAACAACACUGCGGUGGGCGUUACAUCCUUUGUACUCAACGACAACUGCAACGAUCCUUAUCGGCAUAAUGUUUAUAUGAAAAUUUCUGCAUUUCUUCCAUGGAUCAAGGACAUAGUACCACUACCACCUAAAUGAAUUCUGCAUAAUAAAGUGAUAUAAAUGCUUGCUAUUAUUUCUUUUAUCUUUCCAAACUGUCAUCUUUUAACAACUCAUUAAACAACAAUUUACAACUGCACUGUACUCAUCACAAACUAUGCUCUAUGCAUUAUGUUUUGUGGUUGUGUGUGUGUUUAAUGGUUGAAUUUCUGAUUUUCUCACAAACUGAUUUUAAAUAAAGCAUUGCGCA
Paramisgurnus dabryanus is the source of this 1191-nucleotide messenger RNA. RefSeq names its product mast cell protease 4-like. The record is from RefSeq and is a predicted model, not a curated record. Gene Ontology annotation, molecular function: serine-type endopeptidase activity. NCBI's taxonomy places the organism in Eukaryota, Metazoa, Chordata, Actinopteri, Cypriniformes, Cobitidae. Gene Ontology annotation, biological process: proteolysis.